AUGGAGAUCCGACGUGCUUUGCCUCAGGAUUUCUGGGAGCUGCUGCACUGCCUGAAGAUGAGAAGCAAGUAUGCCGUCCUGCUGGUCUUUGUCGUCGGCCUCGUCAUCAUCGAGAAGGAGAACAACUUCAUCUCCAGGGUGUCGGACAAGCUGAAGCAGUCCCCACAGGCGCUGGCGGAGGCAAACGGCACAGAGGCCAGCCCAGCACUGGCCGAGAAUGGCUCGCUGGCCUCGCUGCGAGAGCUGGACGCUGCCUUCUCCCAGCUGAGGUCCCACCUGCGCAACGUCACCCUGCAGCUGGCAGGCGAUGGCGACCCUGGGCCGCGGCGGCAUGUCCUGCUGAUGGCCACCACCCGCACUGGCUCCUCCUUUGUGGGGGAGUUCUUCAACCAGCAAGGCAGCAUCUUCUACCUCUUUGAGCCCCUCUGGCACAUCGAGAGGAUGGUGACCUUCGAGCCGGGGGGAGCCAACGCGGUGGGCUCGGCCCUGGUCUAUCGGGACGUCCUCAAGCAGCUCCUCCUCUGUGACCUCUACAUCUUGGAGAGCUUCAUCUCGCCGGCACCUGAGGGCCACCUGACGCCCUUCAUGUUUCGGCGAGGCUCGAGCCGCUCACUCUGUGAGGAGCCCGUCUGCACACCCAGCACCAAGAAGGUCUUCGAGAAGUACCACUGCAAGAACCGCCGCUGCGGCCCCCUCAACAUCACCCUGGCCGCUGAGGCAUGCCGGCGCAAGCAGCACGUGGCCCUGAAGACGGUGCGCAUCCGGCAGCUGGAGUUCCUGCAGCCGCUGGUGGAGGACCCCCGGCUGGACGUGCGCAUCAUCCAGCUGGUGCGGGACCCCCGGGCUGUCCUGGCCUCCCGCAUGGUGGCCUUCUCCGGCAAGUACGAGACCUGGAAGAAGUGGGCGUCUGAAGGGGAGGCUCCCCUCCACGAGGAGGAGGUGCAGCGGCUGCGGGGGAACUGCGAGAGCAUCCGUCUGUCGGCCGAGCUGGGGCUGCGGCGACCAGGGUGGCUGCGGGGUCGCUGCAUGCUGGUACGCUACGAG
Pygoscelis adeliae (Adelie penguin) is the source of this 1044-nucleotide messenger RNA. RefSeq names its product carbohydrate (chondroitin 6) sulfotransferase 3 (gene CHST3). Gene Ontology annotation, molecular function: N-acetylglucosamine 6-O-sulfotransferase activity; chondroitin 6-sulfotransferase activity. The annotation marks the transcript as partial. Gene Ontology annotation, biological process: N-acetylglucosamine metabolic process. Lineage: Eukaryota; Metazoa; Chordata; Aves; Sphenisciformes; Spheniscidae. The record is from RefSeq and is a predicted model, not a curated record. The transcript is spliced from 2 exons.